UUCAUUCCUCCCCAGUCCCAGUAUUCACAGUACAAAUUUCCACAAAACCCCGCGAAUUUUCGAACCCUCAAAACCAAACCUCUCUCCAUUUCCAGCCAUAUUUCCCCCCCUCUCCAGUGUCACACUUCACCUCCAAAACGCACCGUUUCGAUCCCAAAACCGCUUCGAAAACUUCCUCCUUCAACCUUCUCGAACAAUGAAGCUUCAAGCUAUGGGGAUUGUCCGUACAAAACCCUAGGAAAUUAGGUUUUCCAUCUGCCAUGGGGAAGAGGAGCGCUCUGGUAGUCUUGUCAUCGGACGACGAAGAGAUCGAUCGUUCACUGAGCUCCAAUCGUGGCCGUACAAGGUCGUCGUCGGCGUCGAGAUUGAUCUCUUCGGCUCCGGCGAAGAACCCCGGGCGAGCGAAGAAGGCUCGGGUUUCGGGCUCUCGCUCUAGCUUGGGCUCAGUGUCCACUAAUUGGGAUGAGGUCAGAUUGUCCUUUGGAGAUUUUGAUGAAGUGUUCAGUGGUGGUUCCAAGGUAGCUGCUGGUUCUGGAAGGAGCAAUGUGAAGGAGUUAUGGGUUGAGAAAUACAAACCCCAUUCGCUUGAGGAGCUUGCUGUUCACAAGAAAAAGGUCCAAGAAGUUAAGGGCUGGUUUGAAGAACGAUUGACAGAUUCAAAGGGUAAAUCUAGUAAUCACGCUCUUGUCAUCACUGGGCAAGCUGGAGUUGGAAAAUCUGCAACUAUUCAUGUGAUUGCAUCUCAGCUUGCUGCUACAUUGUGUGAAUGGAACACGCCAACUCCAAUAGUUUGGCAAGAACAUUUAUAUAACUCUAGUACAGGAGUACAAUACAUGUCAAAGUUGGAGGAAUUUGAAAAUUUUGUGGAGAGAGUACGGAAGUACGGUUUGAUUCCAUCAUCCCUUAGUGAGGGUUCAAAAUCAUCAAUCAUACUCUUAAUUGACGACCUUCCAGUGACAAAUGGUAAAGUUGCUUUUCAAAGACUUCAAAAAUGUUUGCGCCUUCUUGUGCAAUCAACUCGUACACCAACUGCUAUUUUGAUCACCGACCAUGGUAAAGCUGAUUCAGAAGAUCACACUGCUGGAUACUUGGAUGAACUUCAGUUGUCUCUUCAAAGUGCCGGGGCUUGUAAGGUCUCCUUCAAUCCUAUAACAUCUAAUUCCAUCAAAAAAGUACUGUCUAGAAUAUGUAAAGAAGAGCAGUGUAAUGUGACUGCUGAACAGGUUGAUCUAAUUGCAAAAGCAAGUGGAGGUGACAUAAGAAAUGCAAUUACAUCUUUACAGUUCUUCUUUCUGAAACCAACUCCGAUGCAUUCGCUUCCUUCAUCGAUUACUCCUCCCAGGUAUGCUAAAGGGAAACAAGCACCAUGGUCUGCUAAAGGGAAAUCAGAUAUGGUAAAUGCUUUGGACAAUAGUGGUUCCUUACAAUUUGGAAGAGAUGAUACACUUUCUCUAUUCCAUGCCCUUGGGAAGUUUCUGCAUAACAAAAGAGAGACUGAAGAUAGCAUGGAAUUGGAUGGAGCUGCAUUUCAUGUGCGAGAAGGUUUGUCUAGACUACCACUGAAAAUGGAUGCUCCGGAAAAGAUUCUCUGUCAAGCACACGGACAAGCCAGGCCUAUUGCUGAUUUUCUACAUGAAAAUGUUCUAGAUUUCGUGAGUGAGGAGGCAAUGGAUGAUGCCUGGUCGGUUGCUUCAUAUUUAAGUGAUGCUGAUUUGCUUCUUACUACUUUCUGCGGAAUGCUAAGUAGACAGUAUGAGGCCGAGAAUGUUCUACAGUCAGCCGGUGCUUCAGUUGCUGUUCGUGGUGUGCUAUUUGGAAAUUUUCAUCCAUUGCCGUCCAGGUGGCAUGCUGUUCGGCGGCCCAAUCUCUGGCAGGUUGAGAAGUCAUCAUUUUACAACAAGAAGGAGAUGGUAAAUCGGAGAUUCGGUGCUUAUAGUGGUACUUGUUCAUCUGAUUUGACUGUUAUAGCUACUGAGUACUCGCCCGUGUAUAAAUGGCUUGGAUUUAGGGCACAGGGAGGUCUUGAAGACAAUGUUGAAAGGAUGAGUUUGGGUGACCAAGAAAGUGAAAUUGAUGACGAUAUAGAAGAAUGGUAAGGAAUAGUAGUUAGAGCUUAGGAAGCAAUCUCAGCUAAGAUUCGCUUGGCUUUGUAAAGUACUUGCUGCAACGAAAGAGAAAUUACCGAUUUUGCGAGCAAUGCUAGAAUAUAGAUCUGGCAGUCUCAGUUCUUUGUACAGUCACCGGUUGAAGUUUUAUUAAAGCCGGAGAUGAGCUCCAUUUAGGAGUUGCUGUAUGAAAUCAUUCUUUUGAGUCUUUUCAUUUGUGAUGAGAAAAUGAAACUAAUUGAAAAAUAAUAAUAAUGGGCUUUUCCGAAGAAAAAAUAUCAAACUUUUACAGAAGAGGAAAAAAAAAAAAGAUUAAAAAAAAGAAGGAAAUGACUCUUUUGUCCCGAACAUCCGAAAGAAAACACUAGAAGAGAGAGCCGUGUUUGGAAGCACGAUAUUCUUCACCAGAAAAACGUAGUUCUUAAACUCGGAGGAGAAAAUCGGCGAUUCCUCCGUCUAGUUUCUCGGCCUCAUCGUCUUCAUCAUUGGGCAUUUGGGUUUCUAAACUCAUUGGCUACAACAGCAGUUCAAUCCUCAACGGAGAGUUGGGCUUUUUUUCAAAGGUAUACAUAUACUUCUCUCUGCAUCUACUGGUCUCAUUUUGAAAUUAGAUGGCAAGCCAUGUUACUCGGUCGAGGGUGCAGCCACAGCUUCAGGAGCAUCAAUCAAGGGCUAGGUGGACUACACAUCUUACUAAGAUUCUUGCAAGCUUAAUGGUUGAUCAGGUACACCAAGGGAAUAGAAAAAACAAUUACUUUGGCAAGAAAGCAUGGAAGUAUAUCUGCGAUGAAUUCUAUAAGAGAACGGGUCUGAAAUGGGACAAGGAACAACUGAAGAACCGAUGUGCAGUUAUGAAGAGGAUGUAUAUUAUAAUCAAGUCACUUCUUGAUCGUAGUGAUUUCAGUUGGGAUGAAGCCACAGGGACCAUCACAGCUAGUGAUGAAGUAUGGGCUGAAUACACGAAGGAACAUCCUGAUGCAGAGACUUUAAGAAGCAGUGGCUGCCCAAUUUACAAAGAGCUAUGCAUAAUAUUUUCAGAACCAGCAACCAAUGGGAAUCAUGAUCAUCCAGCUGAACACGAGGAAGGGACUCCAAAUUUUCAUCAAUUGGAGCCAUUGUCCAUCCCGCAAGAAGUACCGUCCUCAUCGGAAUCUGAGGAAGCAGAUGAUGGUGUAGAUGAUAAAGAAACAGUUCAACCUAUUACUCCCAGCACUACUGGCAUCCGCAAAAGAGGGCGCAAAGGCAUUGAUGAUGCCAUUGCAGGAGCUAUUUUAGAGAUGGCAGCUGCAUCAAAGCUGAGAACGGCUGCUAUACAGCAACGUGAUGCCAGAUAUACCAUAGCUAAUUGUAUUAAAGCACUGGAUGAGAUGAAAGGCGUUGAUGAGCAACUCUAUUUUGCUGCUCUUGAUCUGUUCAACAAGCCCACUGCAAGGGAGAUGUUCUUGUCUCUCAAACACGACAAGCGCUUGAUUUGGUUGCAGGGCAAGUGCAGAGCAGCUGGUCCUGUUCCCUAGAUUAUUGAUCGAUAAAGUCAUCAUACUCGAUGUAGUGUUUUUCAUCUAAACCUAUGUCAUGUGAGUAUUAUUACUCAUAUAUAUCAGAAGUAUCCUGGUUUUACUUUUACCUCAUCUGGUCAAAUUGCUCAUACAUAAUUCUGGAAAUCAAACAGUGCUCCCAACCAGUUAAAUUUGGACUCAAACCCAUACCACAUUGA
Rosa chinensis is the source of this 3819-nucleotide messenger RNA. RefSeq names its product cell cycle checkpoint protein RAD17. Bases 261 to 2096 code for a protein of 611 amino acids. The transcript is spliced from 14 exons. The record is from RefSeq and is a predicted model, not a curated record. Lineage: Eukaryota; Viridiplantae; Streptophyta; Magnoliopsida; Rosales; Rosaceae. Gene Ontology annotation, biological process: mitotic DNA replication checkpoint signaling; DNA repair; DNA damage checkpoint signaling. Gene Ontology annotation, molecular function: chromatin binding.